This is a messenger RNA of Truncatella angustata, 2946 nucleotides long. Its product is annotated as P-loop containing nucleoside triphosphate hydrolase protein. Gene Ontology annotation, cellular component: cytoplasm. The record is from RefSeq and is a predicted model, not a curated record. The transcript has 2 exons. The coding region runs from base 467 to 2632 and encodes 721 amino acids. Gene Ontology annotation, molecular function: ATP hydrolysis activity; ATP binding. Lineage: Eukaryota; Fungi; Ascomycota; Sordariomycetes; Amphisphaeriales; Sporocadaceae.
CUAAUGCUAAGUAUCGUACAACCCUUGCCCGUGAGUUAAAACGGGUGUGGAAAAAGAAAAGGCGCUACAUAUAUAUGGAUCACUGCCCAAAACCAUAAGUGCCACCCAAUCAACAGAGGCGCUUUUCUCUUGCAUGAGAAUUUUGAAAUGGGAACAACACCCUCACACUUCCCUUUUCCACGCAAUGCACGCCUAUGUACGUAACUAGGGUGUAAGUACUACCGGCCACUGCUUUGCAAUUCUUCCUGGCUUUCAGAGAUGCAGCGAACGCGCCUAACAAGUCUGACUCAACUUGAAAAGCUGAUCGCUUCACGGGCCGAUCAAUCAGCUGCAGCCCCCAUAUGAGCAAGCAGGUUGACCAUCUACCACCUGCUCAUCAGUAAAUCCUUUGGUCUGCAAUUAAAUCACUUUGUAUCGACCAUCAAGGCUCUUUUCACUCGAACCACAUUACAUUCUUCUGAAUUACAUGGUCGCCAUGAAGAAACCUAUUGAGGUCAAGGUGCGAAUCCAGUCGCAGGAACUUCCCAGUCAGAAACAUGCUGCUAAAGUGUUCCUGAACGGAACUCUACAAGUCGAAAAUGGGCUACAGUCAGGCCAGGUUGUAUAUGUCGAAUCUGUUGCUGAACCUAAAAAGCGAUGUGAAGCCAUCGUGUGGCCAUCGACAGACGUGAACCUCAAGGGUAACAAGAGCGUUGCCACACUCAGCCUAGCUCUGCGGGAAGCGGCAUCUAUAGGGCUCGGUGAGCUCAUCCAGAUAUCUGAUGCUGGAAAAACAACCGCUCCAGAUGCUGAGAGAGUGGUGGUUCGAGACAUCACCCCCGAUGUCCCCGCUAUUGCUGAAGCCGAAAAGAAGUACUGGGCAUGGACUGUAGAGACGUUAUUUCAAGAAGCAGAGUUCGUUUUCCCAGGGCUGAAAUUUCACAAAGUCGUUGGCAAGGGCUAUCGAAGGUCAUUUCUCGUUGUGUCAGUCAACGGCUCUCACAACAAUGUCACCAAAUACUCUCCCAAUACCCGUGUCCAAUGGCUCGACGAGGGCAUGGACGACGGAGAGGGUGCACAUGGUGCUCCUGGGCGCUUGGAGGUGACUGGUAUGCCCGGUAUGAAAGAACCGUUGGACAAAUUGAACGAGUUCUUUUCAGAUUAUGGCGUCAAGUACAGUCCAAAGAUCAUCAUCGACCCAUCUUGUGCCAUUGUGAUUCAGGGCAGCCGCGGUACAGGAAAGACAAUGCUUCUAAAGCAAAUUGCGAACACUCGCUGGGGAACGGUCAAGCGUGUCAAGAGUACGGAUAAGCCGCACGCAAUCCAGGAAUACUUCAGAAGCGCCAUUGACGAAGAAAAACCAACCAUCAUCCUGAUGGAUAACAUCAAAACCUUGGUUGGUAAAGACAAGCCGGGCGCCAGCGAUGCCAUUCUUAACGGGCUAGAAGAGCUUGCUGCCUUGACAGAGAGAAAUGGAAAGCGACCGGAUGUGCUCGUAGUUGCAACUUGCGGCAACUACUCGGACGAUAUUCCCGACGGCCUGCAAACCGAGUCUACUUUCGAGCGUCAUAUCACUCUCACAAUUCCUGAUGCACCGGCGCGAAAAGAAAUUGUUAGAUAUUAUUCGCCUAAUUUCUCGGAGGAGAAUUUUGAGCAGUUUGUAUCUGAUAUGGUCGAUCGUACGCACGCAUACACCGGGAGGGAUCUGAAAAAGCUCCUCCACGCCACGACUCAUGCUUCGCAACGUCGUACCGGAGACCGCAGUGGCGAGCAGCCUUUGACCUGGGACGACGUCAGGCAAGCACUCCAGGAGGUACGUCCCACUGCUAUGCAUGACAUCACCUUAAAGCCGCCGAUUGUUAGAUGGAACGAUAUCGGAGGAUAUCAGGAAGUCAAGAGAGCUCUACGGCAAGUGUUCAACCGACCCCCAAGCCAUGGCGUGCAAUGGCGACCACCGAAGGGCGUCUUGAUGUACGGACCUCCUGGAUGCUCAAAGACGAUGACUGCUCAGGCCCUGGCCACCGAAUCCGGGUUCAACUUCUUCUCUGUAAAGGGUGGAGAGCUUCUAAAUAUGUACGUUGGAGAAACUGAACGUUCUAUUCGAAACCUCUUUCAGAGGGCCCGAGAAGCAAGCCCUAGCGUCAUAUUCUUCGACGAAAUUGAUUCCAUCGCCGGCAACCGGUCGGGGAGUGGCGCGACUGCUGGUGGAGGUGUUCAGGCCUUGGGUGCGUUGCUUUCGGAAAUGGAUGGCUUUGAAGAGAUGGGCGAUGUCUUCGUCCUGGCGGCUACCAACAAGCCCGAUUCACUUGACCCCGCGCUUAUGCGGCCAGGACGGUUCGAUGAGACUAUAUACGUCCCGCUCCCUGAUGACCAGGCUCGAGAGGCCAUAAUCAGCAGGAAGGCACAACAGCUGCGAAUCCCUUCAUUGGAUAUCCCCGAAUUGGCCAGGCGAACGAACGGUUAUUCGGGUGCUGAAUUGAGCCGGUUGUUCGACAAGGCGUUUAUGCCAGUUGAUGACAGUGGCGGAGUUGAUGACGAACCUGAUAAUGGCAUGGCUGUGUUGGAAAGAGCAAUCCGAAGAACACCAAAGGGAGUUACCCCCCAGAUGUUAGCCCACUUUGCAGCAUGGAGACUAUCCAGGAAUGAGCUGUAAUAGACCAUCAUAUUGCAAAUUAUACUGCUGGCUUCUAUUUGACUUAUGUAUCGAAUUUGGUACUUUCGAGGUUAUUUCAUAUUACAGCAGUGGAAGACUACAAGAAAUUCACUGUAGUCUUCAUGGACCUUUGUAAGCACCAUUAUCUUGAACUGUGUUUCACGUCCUUUAAUGUUAUAGUCAUGUUCAUGUGUUUUCACGGUGGUCCACUUGCUUUUGUAGUCGGGAAGCAGCAACGGAAGUUAGUUCCAACUAUCCAUGUGCAUUGUUUGUGUAUUAAGCAAUCUCAACUAGUCUAGGAAUAAACAAGAAGC